This is a messenger RNA of Puntigrus tetrazona (Sumatra barb), 4076 nucleotides long. RefSeq names its product interleukin 2 receptor, beta (gene il2rb). Gene Ontology annotation, molecular function: protein binding; cytokine receptor activity. The transcript is spliced from 11 exons. The record is from RefSeq and is a predicted model, not a curated record. The coding region runs from base 1937 to 3697 and encodes 586 amino acids. Gene Ontology annotation, biological process: cytokine-mediated signaling pathway; immunoglobulin mediated immune response. Gene Ontology annotation, cellular component: membrane; external side of plasma membrane. Lineage: Eukaryota; Metazoa; Chordata; Actinopteri; Cypriniformes; Cyprinidae.
UGACAGAUGGAGGUAGAAGGGGAGGGGCAGAGAGAGAGAGAACGAGAGCGGUAAAGGGAGGAGGAUGAAGAGUUGGGGGUCAGGUAGACAGAGAGACAGACCUCAGCAUCCAUGGUGCCUGCGCAGAAAGCUGUAAGUGAAGGACAUUGUUCAAAACAUCAUCUUCCUCAUGGGCAGCGCACCGAUUUAAAGGGCUGUUACUCUUCGGGCGUCCCGAGUUUGAGUCCCGGCUUGCGGACCUCUCCCGACCCUUCGCUCUUUACUUGCCGUCUAAUAACUGUCGAAUCAUAAUAAAGCAAAGAUGCCUUUUUGAAAAAGGUCUAAAAGAAAAUCGUACAGGUCUGGGACAGUAUGAGAAUACGGAAGCCUGUUCAGAACGGAGAGAUGCGUAAACUGUAAAUUGUGAGCUGUAAAACAAAUUCGUAUUGCGAGAAACUAAUUGUGCACGUCUCAGUUGUAAAAUAUAAACCCAGAACUGCCAGGAUUGCCUUCGGAAUAGGCUUUCAUAUGAAGGUGAGUAAAUAAUGACAGACUUUGCAUUGAACUAACAUUAAAGGAAUCGUUAAUCCAAACAUUUUUUCCUAACGUCAGCCGUUUGGUUACUAGCUUUCUUCGAAAUAUCUCAUUAGAAAGUAUGUUCAUUAGAAAAAAGAAACUUAAACUGGAACAGCACGACGGUGAGAAAAUGAGGAUUUUAAUUUUCGGGUGAACUACACCUUCAAACUACAAUUGCGACAACUAGGCUGCUAGCAGCCAAUCAAGCGUUAGACAUAGGCUUAAAAGUGUGCGCUAUGCUAAAUGGAUGAAAUACUAUUCUUGCAUUGCUUAGAUUGGCUUGUUUUACCAUCCCAGUUCAGUCUGACGUAGUUAUCCUUCCCAGGAGAAAUAUGGUCUAUUUUGUGCAUUUCUAUAUGUGUCACUUUCAGCCACAGUUAAAAACCAGCUACAUUUGUGGUCACGCUCUUAGUCAUAUCUCCAUAGCGACAGCUUGCGACUUCAUAGCACUUUUCUACAGAGUUAUUAAAAGAUCAACUGAAUACCAUACUAGAUAUGAUCACAGAAAUUGAUAUAUAGACAACAGAUUAAGACAACCGUGAUUGUUCUACAUUGAAACCAAGUGUUAACCACAUACGAUUUUGUAAAUAAAGGUUCCAAACGGGAUUUUCACAGUGAGUGACGCCAGAAAAGCACCAUUUGCUCUAAAGAAUAUUUCACUGAACAGUUCACAAAAGAGAACCUUUUUCACUACAAAGAAUCUUUAGUGCAGUAGAGAGCUUCCAUGGAUCUUAAAGGUUCUUCAUAGAAGAAUAGUUGUCAGCUUUUAAGAAUGUGAGGCCACAUUCACACAGCAGCAGAAUAUACUUCUCAGUCCUAAAGCAAUAGUUCACCCAAAAAUGAAAAUUACCCCAUAUUUUACUAACCCCAAAGCUAGGUGUAUAUGACUUUCUUUUUUCAGAUGAAGACAGUCUUGAGUUUUUAAAAAAUGUAUGGCUUUUCCAAGCUUAGUAAUGCUUGUGGAUAGCGGCCAUUAUUUUAAAGCUCCGUAAAGUGGAUAUAUAUGUUGUGAAAAUAACCUAUACGCCUCCGGAUUCUUAGCUGACCUAUGACUCGACAUAUGAUGCAACUUACGACAUCAAAUCAUAAACAUUUAGAUGCCCCAUUGAACCACUCCAGGCAGGUAGAUGCAGCCGCCAUGUUGGAGCGGUGAACCUGACUUCAUACGCAGUGAUGUAGAUUCACACAGAGCCUGUGGAGGAUCGUGGCAUAUUUUGAAUAUUUAGUGAUUACUUUGGUCAAUAUCUUUGGAUAGAAAAUCAGAUUCGCAGAGUAACCUGAAGCCAGACCAGCCGUUGCGUAUGCGCAGUCGUAAGCGAGACAUAACUGCGCUCAUGUGCACCGGGUGGUCUAGCCUCAGGUUUCUUUUGAAACCAGAGCCAUGGGGCAUUUCGGCCGAUUUCAGGAUUCCCCCAUUUAUUUAGAUUGGACUUGGUCUUGUUUGAGCUGCCUGGAGGCAUUGCAAAAAUGGCCGCCGAGCGAACAGUCUUUCCUUGAACUUUCCUAUAAGAUCCAAGAAGUGAUGAAGGGUCAAUGGCAUACUUCUUUCUUCACCUUGAUCAUAUUUUAUGGAACCGGCCAGUCCAGAAAUACGCAAACAGAAGGUCUGGCCUGUGUGAGCGAUUAUGUGACCGACAUUUCUUGUGUGUGGUGGAACUCGACAUUUUCGUCUGACCAGCGAUGCGUGCUUGGGGGGAAAUGUGACAUAAAAAGAUGUGUUUCUAGAUCCUGUGAACUGCUGCCACUGAGCAAUCAAUCACCUUCUAGGAGAAGCUGUUCUUUAAGCUUUGACAAACAUCACUUUUUUUUCGUCAAUAAGUUCUGGUUGAAUGUAACCUGUAAUGGAUCUGUCGUCACUAAAAUACAUUAUCAGCCUAGCCGACACAUUAAGACCCAACCCCCAGAUAUGCCCACUGUAAGUGAGGACAGAAUAACUUGGAGUAAAGGCAGUAACUUUCCAGAAGCCAUAAAAUCUUAUGAAUUUCAGCUGCAGGUUAAAGCCUUACAUACAAGCUGGGAGACAGCAACACUUAGGAAUUGCUCUCAGGAAAAUGACGUGCAGCUGGACCAUAAUAAACUGACUGUGGGAGAGGUGUACCAGGCCAGGGUACGUGUGAAGCCCGUUGAGCCCUUGGAUCAUGGUUAUUUUCGUGGGGAAUGGAGCGACUGGAGUCCUACUGUGUCCUGGAGAUCUGAGAUUGGAAAGCCACCGAUGAAACCAAGAUAUGAUGUAUCUCCAUCAGUGCCUGAUGAUAUUCGUAUUGUUCUGAUCAUUGGAAGCCUCAUCUUGCUUGUUCUUACUUCUCUUUGUUUGGUCAUCUGUAAACUAAAGAAAAGCAAACGGUCAAUAAAACCAAACAAUCAGCAUGUUCCCGACCCCUCCAAAUAUUUCCAGCCUCUUCACACCGUUCACGGUGGAAACUUCCGGAAAUGGCUGGGCUGUCAGAAUUCUGUUGGGCCUUUUCUUACCCUUCAGUCGUGUGACGAUAUCUCACCUGUAGAGGUCAGCAAUUUUUGGGACGUGUCCUUGAUGGAUCCCGCCGCUCAGAUGUCUGCUGCAGUGUUCAAUCAGGUGGACUCUGGGCUGGAGAACAGCGGCACUAGUCACGCGUCCUCAUCCGUUUUCUCUAACAUGGGUUACUUCUACAGCAAAUCCAACAGAGGCUCUCUUUAUCUCGAAUCCUGCCCCGUGUACUUCAGCUACCACCCCGAGGAAGCCACGAGCUCCACUGCGUCCUCACCCGGGUCUUCUUACGACUGUUUGCAAACCCCAAGUUACCAGACGGAUCAGCCCGUGAGCCCGGAUUCGGGGUUCGGCAUGGCCGGAGAGGAGCUCUGUGAGGACGAGCAGGAAGAUGAAGAUUGGAGGGACGCCGAGACGUGUGCGGUGGAAGGACAGGCGCUGAUCUCCUUCAUCAUGUCGCUGUCGCAGGGUUCCCACAGUGCUGUUCGCCGGCCGGAGAGUUUGUCUCCGGUGGCCGUCAGCACGCCGCUGUCUGAACCUGCGAGAGCGAGCGGCGGCGCGUCCGGCUCGGAGCCGGCAGAGGCCGCCGUGGUCAGAGCCUCCUCCAUGAUCGAGCCCUGCGGAAGCGGCUACCUGACCCUGAAGGAGAUGCAGAAAUACAGCAACAAAUCCAUCUGAACGCAGGCCUGCUCUGUCUCUGUAUGUGUAGGGGAAAACAACCCAGGUUUAUCUUUGAAAGUCAGUUUCUAUAGUAGCAGAAUAGAAAUGUUUGGGGUCAAUAAUCCUUUUAAUGUUUUCAAAAGAAGUCUCUUAUGCUCACAAUGCUCUGCAUUUGUUUGAUUGAAAAAUACUGUACACAUAGAAGUAUUGUGGAAUAUUUUUUUUAGAAUUUAAAAGAGCUGUUUUGUUUUUUAUUUUAAUAUAUUUUAAAAUGUAUUCCUGCUAUGGACUUUUUUAGCAGCCAUUACUCCAGUCUUCAGUGUCACAUGAUCCUUUAGAAACAUUUUCCGUGUUAUCAGUAUUGCUGCUUGAUAUUUUUGUGGAAACCAUGCUACAU